AUGGCCGGACUGGCCGAACUAGCCGAGCUGGCUAUUCCAAUUGCAGCAAAUAUAGAUCGUAGUUAUGAGAAACGGUUUUUCCAUCCGAUCGUUUGUCACGUUUGCAAAUGGCUGAACAAUGGAAAUACGAUUCCUUGUGAAUGUGGUAUGCUCUCUUAUUGCUCUGGGGAGCACCUGGAGAUAGACCGAGGCCGAGUCCUCGGGAGCUUUGGUCACGGCGAGAUUUGCGUGGUGAUAACGAGUCUGAUUGCGAUGAAGGAAAUACGAAACUAUUCUCUUGAAAAUAAUAGAUGGCGGCAAGAGCUGAGGAGAGAGGGUAGGCCGAGGAGGAACAAACCUUGGUAUAAACACCACAUGACGUAUUUGAAAGUCGUCCAGAAGAACCUAUCGCGCAAUCUAGAAUGGCAUGAAAAACAGAUGUUAUUGUUCGCGAGAUCGUGCUGUAUCUGCCACGAAGAGACAGAUCUAAGUCCUUGUACGACUUGCUUCUGCGUUGAUUUCUGCGCGGCCCAUCGUAACAGCAAAUUUCCACACGACUGUGAGAAGCAGCAGGAAUGGCUCUACACCGAAAUGCGAAGUAUCAAUGUAAAUCCCAUUCCAAUCUACCGACCACUGCAUCACUUUCCGGACAAACAAGUGGACGACAUCGAAUCGUUUUAUGAAAGGUACAUGUUACCUGCGAAAGGCGUGCAAUGGAAUGUCCCAGAUCUUGUCUAUUCCGAUUACGUAUCAGGUCCGCUGACAGUGUAUUACGGCAUGCGACUUGCAAAUCUCUUUGAAGACGAACCAAGCGCGGGGGACUCCUAUGUUAUUCAUAUUAUAGAGGCAACUGAAGUGGAUAUAGACAAUGUGCAGUCUUGGGAAAUUUUUUUACAUUUUUUCAAUAAAAAAACGAAACUGUUAAUUAUAAUGGUGGGGUCGGAAAUAGAAGAAGAGUUAGUAAAGAAUCUUUCCGGCCAACUCAUGACUUGUGUCGCGAGAUGUCAGACUUUAGAUCUUACGCUUAACGUCGAAUAUCAUAACAUGGAAGAAUUUUUUCGCGUCGCUAAAGAAAUCGGUCUGUCCGCUAGUUCUGACGGUCCGAUCGAGAGUCAACGGAAGACGGUUCACAAAGAGAAUACAAAAGGCCCUGCAUGA
Odontomachus brunneus is the source of this 1137-nucleotide messenger RNA. RefSeq lists its product as uncharacterized. The transcript has 2 exons. Bases 1 to 1137 code for a protein of 378 amino acids. The record is from RefSeq and is a predicted model, not a curated record. NCBI's taxonomy places the organism in Eukaryota, Metazoa, Arthropoda, Insecta, Hymenoptera, Formicidae.